Messenger RNA from Schizophyllum commune H4-8, 1581 nucleotides. RefSeq names its product alpha/beta-hydrolase. Gene Ontology annotation, cellular component: fungal-type vacuole. Gene Ontology annotation, biological process: proteolysis. The record is from RefSeq and is a predicted model, not a curated record. Lineage: Eukaryota; Fungi; Basidiomycota; Agaricomycetes; Agaricales; Schizophyllaceae. Gene Ontology annotation, molecular function: serine-type carboxypeptidase activity. Bases 1 to 1581 code for a protein of 526 amino acids. The transcript has 13 exons.
AUGCCAGCGUUUGACGCCUUGUUCCCGCCUCUCAUGCUGUCCGCACUGGUAGUUCUGCUGACGAGCGCCUUCGCCUCCUGCUCGGCGACCUCGCAAUGGGUCUUCAGCGCCGACAGCGGCGUCAACCUCGCAGCUAAUGACAACAACACAUUGCAGACGCGCACCUUAUCAUCCCUCGCGUCCGACGAGUUCACAGCUCUCACUCAUCCUCGCUUCCCGAACCACGGCGUUCGCGUCAAGAAGACGAGCUUUUGCGAUCCCACGGUGAACGUCUACACCGGCUACCUCGACGUCGACCAGGGCGCGAAGCAUCUCUUCUUUGCCUUCUUCGAGUCCCGGCGCGAUCCCGCGACUGACGAUGUGAUGAUGUGGAUCAAUGGAGGCAAGUCGUUUCGGCUUGUAGGUCCUGGCGCUUCGUCCAUGCUCGGCAUGCUCAUGGAACUGGGCCCUUGCAGCAUUGACAUGGACAACAAAUCCGACAACGGCACUAUAUGGAACCCGUAUUCGUGGAACUCCGAAGCCAACAUCUUCUUCCUCGACCAACGUCGUCUUAGCGUCGGCGUCGGCUUCUCCUACGCUGACUUCGGCGAGACAGUCGAGACCACCGAAGAAGCCGCUAAGAACGUUCACGCCUUCAUCUCCAUCUUCUUUGAGACGUUCUCGCAGUUCGCUGGGCGUCCGCUGCAUUUGUCGGGCGAGUCGUACGGGGGCCGCUACCUCCCCGUCUUCGCCAGCGAGAUCAUCGACCAGAACGCCAUAGCCGCGCAGGAGAAUCGCUCGCCCAUCAACUUGCAAAGUGUGCUCAUCGGUAAUGGAAUCACGGAUAUAUCAACUUUGUAUCCCGGCCGCUACGAGAUUGAAUGCGGAAGGGCCGCAUUCGAUGUGCCCUUCCAGUCUAUUGAGAAGUGUGUCAGGAUGAAGACAGCGCUCCCCCGCUGCCAAGCGGCGAUGCAAAAGGGCUGCAUCAACCAGUUCGACGCGAUGAACUGCAAGGCCGCUGUGGCGUUUUGCGACAGCGAGCUGUCGACGGGCAUGUGGGCUACAGACAGGAACGUCUACGACAUAUCCAAGCCCUGCCUCGGCGAUCUCUGCUACGCCGAAAAUGCCGUCAUCGCCUCCUACCUCAACAGCCCCGCCACCCAGUCCCUCCUCGGCGUCGAGCGCAACUUCACUAUGUCUUCCUCCGAUGUCAACGCCGCCUUCUCCUCGCACCUCGACAAGUACGCCGUGCCGACGCAGUACUAUGUGGCGGGCCUGCUGGAAAGAGGGAUCAGGGUCUUGAUCUAUGCGGGGACGUAUGAUUGGCAGUGUAAUUGGGUGGCGAAUCGGCUCUGGGUCGAGAAACUCGAAUGGAGUGACGCAGCGAGCUAUCAGGCCGCUCCCUGGCGUAACUGGGGCCUCGGCAACAGCUCCGACUCUUCCAGCUUCACCAAAGCAGGCGAAGUGCGCGAGACGCCGCUCCUGACGUUCGCCACAAUCCGGGAGGCGGGGCAUAUGAUGAGUGAUUUCCACGUCCCUCAUGAUAAGCCUGCAGAGUCGCUUGCGAUGGUGUCUCGCUGGCUCGCGGGGAAGCCCUUGUAG